Messenger RNA from Solea solea (common sole), 11728 nucleotides. RefSeq names its product striated muscle enriched protein kinase b (gene spegb). Gene Ontology annotation, biological process: protein phosphorylation. Bases 650 to 11683 code for a protein of 3677 amino acids. Gene Ontology annotation, molecular function: protein kinase activity; protein binding; ATP binding. The transcript is spliced from 41 exons. Lineage: Eukaryota; Metazoa; Chordata; Actinopteri; Pleuronectiformes; Soleidae. The record is from RefSeq and is a predicted model, not a curated record.
GGGAGAUCAUGAGUGGGGUGGCUUAGCUCAUGGGGCAAGGAGGAGGGGGGACCGUGCAACUUGUUGGACAGGACCUGAUGCUUGCACUCAAUCGGAGGCAAAGUUAAAGAAGAAAUCUAAAGGACUGCUGGGAAUAAAGGGAAUCUCACUGAAGACUCACUCACGUUCUGCAACUGGGAGAUGGUGUCAAGAGGCUGAAAAGUCCAGGGAACAUCGGGAGAAGGAAGGAAGGGAAAAGCUGGGCCUUCACUUUUCAAGCGACACGUCAAGGGAACUGUUAAUGCAACAUGAUCCAGAGGGUCCUGCCCUAAAAAUACCUCUGGGCAGCAGAGUGGAGCUAUCUCUAUCAACUGAAUUACCUGGUAAUCAACGGUUGCUUUUUCCUCUUCUGACAACACCUCAGCUCAGAGAACAGCACUUUAAGUAGAGUUCAUCCGUGUCAGAUAUGCUUCCCCAUGCUUUUGAUUUGGUUUUCCAAGUAAAACAAUCUAUAAAAUGUAAGAAUAUGCUAAUGUGAGCAUUGUUCAUGAACGCAGAUGCCCUGGUUGAGGUUUGGUUUAUAAUAUAACGGCCAGUCGGUGCUACAAUUGUGCUGCUGAGUAGGGCAGUUACAACAUUCAUUGGGAGGGUCUGCCAAAUCAGUUGAACCAUGAGGAAAGGAGAAGUGCAAAUGACCCUGAAAAAGGGGCCAGAUGAGGCAGUGGCACCCGCAAGCCCUGUCAUUCCCCCAAAACGGUCCAAAACUAACCCUGAGCAAGUCGUCCCAGAGCCUCAGGGAACUGGUUAUCCCACCCCAACUCCCCCCGUGUUUGUACGCAAAAUGAGGAACGCCGCUGUGGGGACAGGCUGCGACAUCCGCCUGAAGGUGACGGUGGCUGGAGACCCCCAGCCGUCUCUCUACUGGUACCACAAUGAUGAGCUCCUCAACAUGGAGAACCAGGAGUAUGGGGGGCUUUGGAUUAGAGACUGCAAACCAAGUGAUGCCGGCCUCUACACCUGCAUUGCCAACAAUCACCUGGGAGAAGCUCGGACCAGCGCUGUCCUCGCUGUCUUGGAUCUGGGUGAAGAUUCCGAAACAACAGAGGAUGAAGGUGGAGAUCAAUUUGAGACCAAAGAAGAUAGUGGUGAGUGUGAGGACCAGCCUGUGCAAACAGUGAUGGACAAAGGUGAAGAAGAUAACAGAGCACAUGCACAUGAGGAUCUCUCAAACACAACCAGGAGUCGUUCAGAGGAUUUUACAAGAGUGUCUCCACCUCAAGACCUCCCACCACCGUCCCCAAGGCUUGUCAAACGCCCCUCCACCUCUCCAAUGCCAAGUCGCUCUGGUUCAACCACACCAGUCAAUUUGAGAAAGAAAAUUGUUGUGCCAACUGAAUACCAAGACACAGUGCCUGGGGAGUUCGAAGAAAAGGUUAAGCAACCAAAAUCCCAGUCCCAAAGUAACACCCAGGACUCUCGUCCACAGACGCCACUCAGUGAGUACUCCCGCAAAGAAUUGACCCUUAGACCAUCCCCAAAGCUUACCAGGGCAAGCUCAAAGAUUUUUGAGAAGGUCCGUGGCUUAGAGGAGCGUAGACGAAGCCUUGAUCUUCCCGAGGGUUCCAUCUCGGGAGGAUCCUGGGCAGGGUUCAAUCGUGCUGGAUCUGUCGACUCUGAUGAUGGAGGAAGUCGGUUGGGGAUCUCUAGGGAAAGUUCCAGGGAAGAUCUUCGGGAGGCCCUGAAAGAGGAUGCUGCUGAGCGGAGAUCUAUGUUUAAGCAGAGAGCUGCUUCUCUCGAGGACAAACCCCGCUACUCCCAAAAAGUUCAGGACAUUGAGAACAAGUUUGCGGAAGAGCUGCAGCGUAUUAAAAAACUUGUUGGAAAACCUCAUAUGAAGAAAUCUUUUUCCACUGAGCAGCUUUCCCUGCGUGGCAAGCAGCGCCAGCCAUUCAGGAAAAUUGAGCCAAUUCCCCCCCAAGUCCUCCAAAAGCUUCAAGAAAGAGAACGUGCCCAGUGGGCAAGGGAACAGAAAGAUAAAGAUUCAAGUUUGCAACCAGUGCAACAAAAAGAGCAGACGCAGCAAGAACAGCCGAAACCACAACCAAAAUCACAGCCCCAAAUGACUGCAAGCACUGGUACGACGACUGUAACAGUCAGUAGAUUUGGAGAAGUUGUGGGAACCCCACAGUCAAUGCAGUUAUCUGACUUACCUGGUCAACGAUUUGUGAGAGAAAUAAACAGAGCCAGUCCUGUAACAGAAAUCAUUCAGAGAUCACCAUCACCAGCAUUACAUAACCAACAGAGGGAAGAGUCGCCAACGAGAAACAUUUCUGAGAUGACUUUACGCAAGAUUGAACGAAGGCCACCGAGUCCACUCGUUCAAAGAGUAUCGCGAAUGCAGGAAUCCCCCCACAUCCAGGAAUCUAUUUUGCAAAAGGAUGAAAAUUCAGGGAGGAAAACACCAAUAGAGGUAGCUCUAAGAAAAAUUGAAAGCAGACCUGAAAGUCCACUGGUACAAAAAAGGUCUCUUAUAGUGCAAGAUCCUCCACCUCAACUUCCCCCAAAACCCCCAAGAGUGUCACCAGUCACUCCUCCAGAGGAGAAAAUGGAAGUGGAGCUAUCAAAACCAACCCCCAAGUUCAGAGUCCCUACAAUAAUUGUUGAAGAUGAAACGAUGGAAGUAGACGUUCCUGUGAAGACAAAUGGGAGGCACCAGGUUACCACUGUUGCCAAAGAGGGUCAACAGCACAAGACUAAAGGAAAAAACCGUCGCCCGCGACCUUUGUCUCCAGAGUUAGAUUCUUCAGAUGAUUCAUAUGUGUCUGCUGAAGAGGACCCACUGGAGGUUCCUUUAUUCGAGUUUCCCCUACAGGACACUGUCGUGUCUGCAGGUGCAGAUGUGCUACUCAAAUGUAUCAUUGCUGGAACCCCCAGCCCUGAAGUGACCUGGACAAAAGACAACAGCAAAGUCACGGGCAAUGCAAAUUACACAGUCAAAGUGGAGGGUGAACGACACACUUUGUUCAUCAGAUCAGCAAAAACAAGUGAUGGCGGAAAAUACUGUGCGACUGCUGUUAACCAGGUGGGGAAAGCAUCGAGCACUGCCACCCUUACAGUUAAACCUGAGACUGUACAGGAGCCCAGAGGAAACCUGGGUGUGCCCAUGGAUAUCAGCAGCCCUAUAACAUCCGAUGAGGAGUAUCUCAGUCCACUGGAGGAGGGCAUGGAUUUUGGAGGACCGGAGACGAGGCGGACGAUUGACACGCGUUUCAGGAAACCCCCGGCUUUCCUGGUAACAAUGAGUGAUCAAGCUGUCACUGAAGGACAGGAAGUCACCAUGUCUGUCCGAAUAAGUGGACAACCCAAACCAAUGCUUUAUUGGCUGAGGGACAGAGUCACGGUAAAAUCAGGUCCACGCCACGCGGUACGAGAGAAAGAAGACGGCACUUUCGAGAUGACGAUCAAGUCAGCCGUCAGGUCAGACUCCGGCAUUUACACCUGCAAGAUCAUUAAUGAGUAUGGAACAAAGCAGUGUGAAGGAAAGCUGGAAGUCAAAGCUCCAACAUUUGAGCCAGGUCUCGCCGUCAUCCGCCCGGUCAGGGACAUCACCGCCAGAGCUGGGGACACAGUUAUGUUCGAGUGUCACGUCAUUGGACCCAAAGACACAGAUGUGGACUGGCUGGCAGACGGGAAACUCAUCCAGCCUGCACUGCUCAACUGCAAGAUGCACUUUGACGGUAGAAAGUGUCGGCUCCUGCUCAACUCUGUACACGAGGACGACAGCGGGACAUACAUGUGCAAGCUCAGCACAGCCAAAGAGGAAGUGACCUCAUGUGGCAAACUUAAGGUCAUCCCCUCAGUGGAACCUCUCUUCACUCGCAAGCUGGACGUUCUAGAAGUAAUUGAGGGGCGAAAUGCUCGCUUCGACUGCAAAGUCAGUGGGACGCCAUCUCCUACAGUCACAUGGAGUCACUUUGACCACCCGCUCACAGAAAGUGAGGACCUUCGCAUUCUUCAGGAGGGUGGACGCUACUCUCUCAUCAUUUCUCACGUGACCAAUGACGACGAGGGAUUCUACACUGUAAUAGCCCGUAACUGUCAUGGCGAGGCAGAGACCUCUGCUGAACUUUACAUUCAAGAACCGCGGCCAGCCAUCUCCUCACAGAUGGCUAAACUAGAGAAGAUGCCAUCUAUUCCAGAGGAACCAGAGGUCCCAGAGAACGAGGUGGAACGCUUCACCAUGCCUGACUUCAUCAAACCUCUCUUUGACCUGGAUGUAAUCGAGGGAAAGGAGGCUGUGCUCAAAUGCAAAGUGGCUGGUAUGCCGUAUCCUACCAUUGUCUGGUUCCACAAUGGAAAAAGGAUUGAGAGCACAGAGGACAGAAAGAUGACUCAGUUCCGUGACGUCCACAGCCUUGUCAUCCGCUCUGUGUCUCAUGCCCACGGUGGCGUCUACAAGAGUGUCAUUUCAAACAAAGUAGGCAAGGCGACCUGCUACGCUCAUCUCUAUGUCACAGAUAUCCUCCCUGACCCCCCUGAUGGGAUGCCGGUGAUAGAGUCCAUCACUGGUAAAACCAUCACCUUAACCUGGAAGAAACCAAGGAGACUGGACCCUUCCAUUGAUCCCAGCUCUCUGAUGUAUGCCAUUCAGCAACAAGCACUGGGCUCCAUCCAGUGGACAAUCAUAGCUUCUUGCCUGAAGGAGACGCAGUUCACCAUCUCAACCCUCUCCAAAGGAGUCCGCUAUGCUUUCAGGGUGCUGACCAUCACCACCAAGGCUUUCAGCAAGCCAUCCCCUGCCACUGACCCAGUGCAGCUCCUGGACAGAGGCCCCUAUCUUCAGGAGGCUCCAGUGAUUGUUGAUAAGCCAGAUGUUGUAUUUGUGAUGGAAAACCAGUCAGUCACGAUCACCGUUACCAUCAAUCAUGUCAACGCUGCCGUCAUCUGGAAGAGGAGAGGAAUGGUCCUUUCGAGCAAACCGGGCCUGUAUGAGAUGGCAAUGCCGGACGAUGACCAGCACACACUGAAGCUGUUCCAGGUGAAGAGCACCGACGUUGGAGAGAUGGUGUUUACGGCCUCUAACAAGUACGGCAAUGACAGCUGCACCUUCAGUGUGGAGAUGGCAGCCCCACCAACAUUUGAGACAAUCAUGGAGGACUUGGAUGUCUGUGCUGGAGAGACUCCCCGCUUUGCUGUGGUUGUGGAGGGCAAACCUAUUCCUGACAUCCUCUGGUUUAAGAGUGAUAUCCUGCUGUGCGAGAGCAGCCAUUACACUUUUGUGUAUGAUGACAAUGAAUGCUCCCUGGUGGUCGUAAAUGCACGAACAGAUGACUCCGGUGUGUAUACCUGCACUGCCAGGAACUUGGCAGGAUCUGUGUCUUGUAAGGCUGAGCUCACCGUUCAUGAAGCUAAAAGUAAAGAAGAUCCAGUGGAUGAUGAGGAGACUCUUCUACGGAAAAUGCGCAGACUGACCGACUAUUAUGACAUCCAUAAGGAAAUUGGAAGAGGUGCAUUUUCCUAUGUGAAGCGUGUGACCCAGAAGAUUGGCAAAUUGGAGUAUGCAGCAAAGUUCAUCUCCACACGGGCCAAGAAGAAGAUAUCUGCCAUGAGAGAGAUGAACCUGCUUUCCAAGCUGGACCACGAGAGAGUCCUUUACUUUCAUGAAGCCUUUCAGAAAAAGAAUACAGUCAUCAUUGUCACUGAAAUAUGCCAUGAAGAGCUGCUUGACAGGUUUACAAGGAAAUCUGCAGUAAUGGAGUCUGAUGUACGGUCAUGUGUAAGACAGCUUCUUGAAGGGUUGGACUACCUUCACCAUCAAAACAUCAUGCAUUUGGAUAUCAAGCCUGAUAACAUCUUACUGGCAGAUCCCCAUGGCGAUCAGAUCAGAAUCUGUGAUUUUGGCAACGCAGUGGUGUUCACACCUGAUGAAGCUCAAUACUGCAAAUAUGGCACACCAGAGUUUGUUGCACCAGAAAUUGUCAAUCAGACCCCUGUGUCCAAAGCAACAGAUAUCUGGCCAAUUGGAGUGAUCACAUAUCUGUGUUUGACAGGAGUUUCUCCAUUUGCUGGUGAAAAUGAUCGCAGUUCUGUGCUGAACAUCAGGAACUAUAAUGUUGCCUUCGAGGAGAGCAUGUUUGCCGACCUUUGCCGAGAGGCUAAAGGAUUUAUCAUAAAACUGCUGGUGGUUGACAGACUGAGACCUGAUACUCAGGAAUGUCUCCGACACCCCUGGUUCAAGACACUAAGUAAGGGGAAGGCUAUAAGUACAGAGGCACUUAAAAAGUUUGUAUCACGCAGAAAAUGGCAGCGUUCGCUAAUCAGCUAUAAAUCAAAAAUGGUCAUGAGAUCCAUACCUGAAUUGCUGAACGAUUCUUCCAGCCACAUAUCCAUCGCAGUUCCCAGGAAUCUUAAAGAGGGUUCGCCUUUGCCAUCAUCAUCUUCCGAUUCUGAUGAAGAUAUUGAUGAACUGCCAUUUAUUCCAAUGCCCCAAAACAUGGAAUUCUCUGGAUCAAGGAUGUCUCUGACUGACAUACAGACCAAUGAAAAGGAAACAUGGAAGCCAAAUGGAACUACAAAAGGUUCUGGGUCACCUGUUCAAGUACAGGAGGCAAUAGAGUGUGACCUUAAGGAAAUGAAUAAAGAUGGGGUUGAGGUCACAAGUAAAGGCCAGCAGCGGAAGAGGUCAUCACAAGAUAAUGAUAAGGGCUCCUCAGAAGAAGAACCACCUGUUGAAUUACCCCAAAAGCCAGAGCUGUCUAGAAAACCACUGCAAAGGGGUUCAAGUAUGGAAUCCGACAGACCAGAGGGAGGACGGCGAAGAGGAGAACUUAGACGUGGAGGCUCAGCUGACAGUGCAUUGCUGCUCAAGAUUACACCUGAGGAGGAAGCCGGAGAAGGAAAUCAAGAAAAUGGCAGAAAAGUUUUGAAAAAAGCUGUCUCUAUGGAACUACCAAGGAGGAGCACCAGCCCAGGAACAGUCAAGAUGAGUCAAGAAGAUUAUGCUCUUAAACUGGAGCUGAUGAGACAACGACUGCUCCGUGGUGGCUCUGUGGACAAAAAAAUGAGUGGACUGAGAGGACCACUGUUGGAAACAUUAGGAAUGGGAGAUGAAAAACGAGCAAUAUCCUCAGAUCGCUAUUCUCGAAGUGCUCGAUUAGGCCCACCACCACUAAUUAGAGCUGCAUCCACUGACUCACCAAGAGACGAAGUUCCCAAGCCCAAAAUUUUGCGCAAAAGUGCUUCUUUCAGUCAAGGUGAUUCAGAGCCAAUAGUUUUACACCGCAGAUCUGGAGCUCCUCUUGAGAUUCCACUGGCACAGGUAGAAGAAAGAAGGCUAAAGGAAGCAAUAUCUAUGUCAGCUUUAACUGAGCAAAUCAAGUUAGACUCUCGUCCAGUGACUCCAAGGGAUCCUUCACCAAAACCACCAACUCCAGAGUCUGUUGUGCAGGAGAGUCCUACUAAAACCGAAAGUGAGGAGUCAUUAAUGGAGAAAGAAAUUAAGUCAGAUGAGACAAAUGACAAGAUGGAUGGGUUGACAACAGAUUGUAAUUUUGAUGAAAGAUCAAGCACAAGUGGUUUCUCAGAGAAGGAUAUGAGUAUAUCAGAGGAACCAAUGGAGUCAGAGUACACAGGCCAGAAAAUCCCUACACCUCCUCCUGUGGUUGACAGCUCUAAUCUAGAGGAAAAAAUGGAAGUGAAAGAAGUAGAGAAGGAAUAUGAAGAAAAGGAUGAGAUUAUGGAAGAGGAAAACGUAAAUCCCUCUGAAUCAAAUAUGAAAGAAAAUGUAGAAGUUAUUGUAGAAAAUGUAGACGAGGAAGUAAAUAUAGCUGCUAAAUCAUCUGAGAUGGUCAUAUCCACAAACUCAGUUAUAGUGAGACCAACACAAGAGUAUCCCCAUCCCCCAACAAAUGUUGUGUCAACUUACGUAACCCCUUCACUUCCUUCUCGAGUUGUUCUUCCAGAUGGAACAACUUCAGCUUAUGCAAGUAUUUUGCAGACUAUUAUGGUCCCUUCAAUUCAGCCUCUCAGUGAUCCACCUUUAGGCCCCUCUACACCAGUUCCAGCUGCCUCACCAUCAGCAGAGUCAACAGAAACUAUUCUACCUGCAUCUUCUCCUGCCAGCAUAUCCUUAGCUCUGCCAAAGUCAACCACUGAGCAUGCUGCUGUAUAUGCCAGGGUAGCAUCCCCAGAAACAAUCACAAAAGAACCCAGUCCACCAAAGAUGACCACACAUUCCUUAUCCCAACAAGAGCUUUCAGCAGGAGUGGACUUAGAGGACAUUACUUCUGAACAAGUCUUUGAGGCUCGCUUCAAGAAACGUGAAUCUUCUCUCUCUAGAAGUCUGAAGUUUUUGUCCCGAUCUAAGAACGAUGAAAAUUCUCAACCAACUUCCACAGAAACUGGAGAUGCAGGUGAAGAGAUAUACAGACCAGGGCCAAUAGGUGCACCAUUGGAAUUGGCACCAAGAAGACUUGAAGAGAAGUCAAAGUCAGUCCUGGACCUUCGUGAAGCUCAAAAGGACCAAGGCUUCAUGAGAAGACUCUCUUUGCGCUUGAGAAGAACUCCAUCUGCUGAACGCAAGGAUGACAUGACCAAAGAAGAAGACUCGGUUGCUUCAAAAAGAAGGCUUUCCUGGACUCUUGGCCGAAGAGGAUCACAGGAAAAGAAAGAAGUGGAGAUGAUGCGCAUGGACGGUAGUGGUGACACCUUAGUGGAACAAGGUGCAAAGGAACUCAAGAAACCUAAUGAAUCACCAGUCUUGGCAAUGCGAAGAAAGAUUGAAUCAACAGUGGCAGAAAUCUCUACCAGAAUCCGAAGCUACUCGGAGGAAAGGAAAUCAUCAGAGGAAAAGGAGCAAAAGAGGACACCAAUUCUUUCCAUGCUUCGACGUUCAACAUCAGAGAGUCGUGCUAUGAAGGUUCCCAGUGUUCCUCAGAACCAGCUAGCAUCUCAGGGCAAUAUGGGCACCUCAUCAGAGUCUCUAAACUCCAUGUCCAGCCUAAAGACUGAUAUAGCAAAAGGUGCAGAGGUUGAGCGCAGAUCCCGCUGGGAUAGAUGGGGCCUGACAAGAGGAAAGCAAAACAAGACAGUAUCACAGCCUGACAUACCAACAGCAAUCUCGAGAGAAAAUAGUUCAUUACGUUCACGCCAGUAUUCUAAACUGGCAUCUGAUUUCCCUCCAGUGUUCCACAUCAAGCUGAGAGAUCAUGUCCUGCUGGAGGGAGAUCCAGUCACUCUCAGCUGUCUGCCAGCUGGCAGCCCUCAUCCACAUGUCACUUGGAUGAAAGACAAGAAGCUUCUGGAGAUUGAUGCCAGGAUGAAUAUGAUCGCCUGCCCUGAUGGCCGUCAGCUACUGAUGAUCAUGCACACAACCAAAAAGGAUGCAGGGGUUUAUGAGUGUGUGGCUACAAACCCCCUUGCCUCUACAUCCAGCUCUUGCACAAUAUCCCUUGCUCGCCUACCCAAUCGUCCUGGGACUCCUGAGAUUCCUCAGAAGUACAACAAAACAGCCUUAGUACUAUGGAGGCCCUCAGACACCAUGGCCCCCUGUACAUACUCUCUAGAGAGGAAAGCAGAAGGUGAGACUAACUGGCUCAUCGUGGCAACGGGGGUGGCUGACUGUUACUACAAUGUGGUUGACCUGCCAGCAGGGUGCUCCUAUAGGUUCAGGGUGGCAUGUGUUAACAAAGCCGGCCAGGGCCCCUACAGCAACGUCUCCCAAGUGGUCAGCCUGGAACCUUCAGAACCAGCUAAAUCCAGUGCGUCUGUCGUGGUGAAGACUGUCCCUACGACUGCACCUCCUCCCACUGUUGUGAUGAUGUCAUCCAUGAAAGUACCUCCCAUUAAGCCAGCCCCAAGUAAAUCCACUACAGUGACACUUGCCCCAACUGUCCCUCCCUCUACCUCAGCUCCCAGUCUGACUGUAACUAAGUCUGCUUCCCCAAUGACCAUCAAACCUGUUGUCCAAGUCGAUGCUCGCCGUCCAGCUGUCACUCCCACUAUUAGUGCAGCCCCAUCUGAUGAAGCUCCUGUUCAGACCACCAUGAGUGUCCAGGCCACAGCAGCAAAAACCAACCAUAAAACCAUCCCCUCUGUUCAAGCUCCUGCUCAGACCACUUCAAGUGUCCAAACCACAACAGCAAAAACCACCCUUAGAACCACCCCAUCUGAUCAAGCUCCUGUUCAGACCCCCACAAGUGUCCAAGACUCAGCAGAAAGAAACACCCUUAGAACCACCCCCUCUGAUCAAGCUCAUGUUCAGACCACCACAAGUGUCCAAGCCACACCAACUAAAGCCAAAACCACCCUUAGCAUUAGUAUGAGCAAACCUCAAACCAGGUUGGCACCACCGCCCGUUGUUCCUCCCAAGCCUCGGAGUCCUUUAAAUGUAGUUCACACCAAAAUCAAUCAAUCCCCUUCUCCUGCCCCUGCCAUUGGGAAACCCAUUUCAUCUCUACCAUUGUACGUGCCAGCCGCAACUGCUCGUGCUACUCCGCCUUCUCAAUCCAGUUCAACCACCACAACCACCACAACCCAAGUCACUCCUGUGAUUCCGGUCUCACCGGCUGUGGUGGUGGUGCAGAGCCUGACACCUGUGGUGCAGGGAGGGGAGAGCUGGAGUACCCCAUCUGGACGGAUCACACCCUCGGGGCGGAUCACACCCUCUGGACGAAGGACACCAGUGGGCAAGCCUGGUGAGGGAUCGCUGCGCCAGGGUGUUCCGCAGAAACCUUACACCUUCAUGGAUGAGAAAGCAAGGGGCCGUUUUGGUGUGAUCCGCGAGUGCCGGGAGAAUGCCACAGGCAACCUCUUUAUGGCAAAGAUUGUUCCAUAUGAAGCAGACACCAAACAGACUGUGCUGCUCGAAUACGACAUCCUCAAGUCCCUUCAUCAUGAGAGAAUCAUGGCUCUGCACGAAGCCUAUGUCACGCCACGCUACUUGGUGCUUAUUUCAGAGUACUGCAGUGGAAAGGAGCUGCUCCACAGCAUCAUAGACAGGUUCCGCUACUCUGAGGAUGACGUGGUGACCUAUAUAUUGCAGAUCCUCCAGGGUCUGGACUACCUCCAUACCCGGCGCAUCCUCCACCUGGACAUCAAACCAGAGAACAUCAUUGUCACUUACAUGAAUGUCAUCAAGAUCAUAGACUUUGGCAGUGCUCAGACUUUCAACCCUCUCUUCCUCAAGCAGUUCAACCCUCCUAUUGGAACACUAGAAUACAUGUCCCCAGAGAUGUUGAGAGGUGAUGUGGUGGGCCCGCCUACUGACAUCUGGAGUGUGGGCGUUCUUACUUUCCUCAUGUUGAGUGGCAGGUCUCCUUUCAUGGAAAAUGAUCCUCAGGAGACUGAAGCCAGGAUCCUGGCAUCAAAGUUUGACCUCCUAAACCUCUACCAGAAUGUGUCCCAAAGUGCCUCUCUGUUUCUUAAAAAGAUCCUCUGUAGCUACCCUUGGGCUCGCCCAUCUAUAAAGGAAUGCUUCAAUAACUCAUGGCUUCAAGAUGCCUAUCUGAUGCGCCUUCGGAGGCAGACUCUCACCUUUACAAACACCCGUCUCAAGGAAUUCUUGGCCGAACAGCAGCGCAGACGAGAGGAGGUGGCCACCAAGCACAAAGUUCUUCUGCGUUCCUAUAAGAGCUCAACACAAAACCCCACCAGCCCCACCACACCACAUGUGCCAGCCUCACCCACCACACCUGUCACCCAAUGAAAACAGGCUUCCAAACACCCAGUGUGUGUGUGUGUGUGUGGGGGG